Molecule: messenger RNA, 261 nt
Organism: Penicillium taxi
Lineage: Eukaryota; Fungi; Ascomycota; Eurotiomycetes; Eurotiales; Aspergillaceae
Product: Protein kinase-like domain protein
Exons: 3
Coding region: 1-261 (86 amino acids)
Biological process (GO): protein phosphorylation
Molecular function (GO): ATP binding; protein kinase activity
Source: RefSeq, a predicted model, not a curated record
AUGACUGAAUCGCAAAUUGCAAUUGUUGACUUCGGUGUUAGUACUUAUACACAAUCUACACCCUCUUGGGUUGACAAUCACCCGAUGGAUGCAAUUCAAUCAUCAGCUUUGCGAGCGCCAGAAGUCACAAUCGGCGCCGAUUGGGAUGCCAAGGUUGAUAUUUGGAGUCUUGGUUGUCUUGUCAUCGAGUUUGUCCAGGGCUUUGUGCUUUUUGCUGGACAGGCGUCAAAAAAUGGUUCAUGGACUCGCAAGAACGAUUGA